AGUGGUGGGGGCGGGGCCAUCAGAGUCCUCGGCACUGGAGGGGCCAUGGGGGACGGGCACGUGAGGAGAUGGGGGUGGGCACUGUGGUUGGGGGUUUCUGGAGCCAGCCCGGUCCCCACAGCCCUCAAGGACGACCCCGAUGCUGCUCUGAGUGGGGACAGCCGAGGCGCCAGUGCUGGGGCAGGGUCACGGUCCUGGUCUCCCACGUGCAGUGACCUCCAUGCUGCCUCCUUCCCCGCAGCCCUGCAGCUGUGGCAGGCGCGUGCACAAGCGCAGAGCAGCGAGAGCCCAGGUCCUGGCGGGGAGGCCUCUCCCGGGGCAGACAGUGGCUGCGCUGGAGCCCGUGGCAGCGCGGCCCUUCCCGCCGCAGCCCUGCUGCAGCCGGAGGUGACGCCGGAGGAGCAGGCCCCGGGGGCUCCGGGCAGGACAAGUCCCUCGUGUCGUCCCGACUGGCACCGGGGACGCUGCCAAGGCGCGGCGGGCGCCACGUAUCACCCAGCCGCCGCAGGAGGAGCCGGUGCAGCGCGGGAGAUGCGGGGGCAGGCGGUGAUGCAGGCCAUGCAACCCCCGUCUGGGGCCGGUUCCCCCAGAGACCCCCCAGCCGGGGCCGGGGCCGAGCUCCCCGGCCCAGAGCCCUGGCGCCAGCGCUUCCGGGGCCUGCGCUACCGGGACGCCCCGGGGCUGCGGGAGGUGUGCCGGCGCCUGCAGGAGCUGUGCCGGGGCUGGCUGGAGCCCCAGCGCCGCAGCAAGGAGCAGGUGCUGGAGCUGGUGGUGCUGGAGCAGUUCCUGGCCAUCCUGCCCCCGGGCAUGCGGAGCUGGGAGUGGGGGCGCAGCGUGCAGACCUGCGCCCAGGCCGUGGCCCUGGCCGAGGGGUUUCAGCGGGGGCUGGAGGAGGACCAGACGCUCCAGAAGACUGUUCCCACCUCCAUGUGGUUGCGCGGUGUUGCCUCCCAGCCCCACCUCUCCCAGAUCCUGGCUCUCCACUGACAGUUUUCUCUCAUUCCUAGAUCAUGAGUGUGAAAGUCAAGGAGGUGUCCACAGACGAGGUGUAGCCCUGCAGGAAACGGGUGGCUCCUGGCCAGAGCUGCCACAGGCCCGUGGUGCCGACAGGCUGCUGGAGGAGGCAGGGCAGAGGGAAACCCCGGGGCCUCGGGACAAGCCACCCCGUGUCCCCGAGGAGGAGCCCCCGCCCUGCCAGGAGUCAGGGGAAUCUGCAACAGGAGACCUGGGAGAUGUCAGCAGAUGAAAGCACCUGAGGCUGGUGCCCCAGACGAGGCCCUUCCCCAGGAGCAGGUACGGAGCGGUGGUUCUUCCCACUCCCAGGAGCAGGAGGCACCGCUCCUCAGUGGAGAAAUCUCUCUGCUGCAACAUUUUGAUGGGGUCAGUGGUCCAACAGAUCAGCUAUUCUUGUUCUCCCGGUGCCCCUGGAAGAAUUUAACGUGCCCUAGAGAAGACUGACCUUGUAUUUCCCUUCCCCCGUCCUUAACAUACGGAUGCUGAUUAGGGCUGUGCAAAGCUUCGGUAGCCGAUUUGAUUCAGAGGAGAUUCAGCCCGAUUUGGCGGCCGAAUCUCCGAAUCCAAAUACAAUCGAGAGACCCAUUACAAGCCCCACAUCGAUUCAAAGCCUCCGAAUUGAUUCGGAAAAGAUUCGGAGAUUCGGCAGGAAACAGACACUGAGAAGAGGGAGGGAGUAGAAAGACAGCUCUGAAGUUGACAUCUAGCUGGCCAGUGACUGUGACCUUUCUCUGCGAUCCCUUCCAGUCGCAGUGCUCUGGGGGAGGGACGUAGAAACAACAUAUAAGGCUGUGUGUGAACUCAUCCGUGCGCCUUUUGUGAGCUGUCCGGCGUCUAUCUGGGCUGCAGCAGCAGCAGCGUGUGAAGGGCUCUGGCUUGGUGGUAGGUAGUCUCUUGCCACCAAGUCCUAUCCAGUCCUUUCCUAUUUACCCUUGCCUGCAAUCCCCAUUGUUAUCCAUUCCUUUCACCUUAUUCUUCCCCCAACAUCCUCUUAUUUGUUCUCGUUAGCCUGCCUUUCUUUUUCCCCCCACAAAAAGAAAUCUGUGUUUUCUUUGACAGUGUGUUAUCAUCGCUGUGCAGGAAAGAUGUGGGCAGUGGAGUCCCGCAAGGCUCAGUCCUUGAACUGGUGCUAUUUAGUGUCUUCAUCAGUGACUUGGACAAGGGCAUAGAGAGCACCUUGUCCAAGUUUGCAGAUGAUACCAAAGUAUGGGGCAAAGUUAACACACCAGGCGGUAGGGAACAGAUCCAGGUGGGUCUGGACAGGUUGGAAAAAUGGGCAGAACAAAAUAGGAUGCAGUUCAACAAAAACAAGUACAAAGUCUGCACCUAGGCAAAAAGACCCACCAACACACUUCCAGGCUGGCGGGGGGGUGACCUUCUCAGCAGCACAGCAGCGGAAAGGGAUCUCGGAGUCAUAGUUGACUCCAAGAUGAACAUGAGUUGUCAAUGUGAUGAACUGACCAACAAGGCUAACCGCACUUUAUCAUGCAUGAACAGAUGCAUGAUGAACAGGUCCAGGGACGCGAUGCUUCCCCUCUAUGCGGCACUGGUCAGGCCGCAGUUGGAGUAAGGCAUGCAGUUCUGGGCGCCGCACUUCAAGAGAGAUGCGGGGAAUCUUGAGCGGGUUCAGAGGAUGCCACUCGUACAGUUAGAGGCCUGCAGGCAAGGCCCUGUGAAGAGAGACUGAGGGACCUAGAUCUUUUCAGCCUUCGCAAGGCAAGCCGAUGAACUUCACUUCAUCAACCUCCUAGAUACAGAAACUUAUGGACUCAAUAUAGACAUUAUGACACUAUAACCUGCCCGACAUCUGACUCCUCAGGUGCCUCUUCACUUUUACCUGCUGUGUCUCACCCCCGAUGCCUCAAUUUACAUUUUUCCUGACUGGCUUUCUUGCCUGGAGACCAGCCUCUGGCUCCUUACUACCCAUUCCAUCCAGGAAGAGCACACACCAACUACAGAUGCUUCCUCGACCUGGCAAAGCGUUUUUAAACCCAAAAGUUUGCCAAGAUAUAUUUCUUCAACUAUUCAGUUGGUCUAAUAAAAGAUAUCACAUCUACUCAAAGAAGCUUGCGUGCCCGUUCGUUAGACCAACACGGCUACAACCAGAAACACAGUUAACACACAAAUGACGAGAGUUUUGCUUUCAACAGUUUGAGGUGCACUUACACAGAAGCCCCUGCACCUAUCUCCUUAAAACCUGGCAGGCUUCAUGCCCUCAGAAGGGGCUACCAUCCAUGCUGUUUUCUUUCAAAUCGGCAAAAAAAAGACAGUUAUAAGUAUUUAGUGAUUCCCUGUUACAGCCUAUGGUCGAAUCGAAUCAGGACAGUGACUCGAAUCACCAAAUCGAAUCAUUGUCCCCUGAAUCGGCCAAAUCCAAAUUGAAUACUUGCUGCUUCACACAGGCCAAAUGCUGACACCGCCCCAACAUGCAUGGUGUUUCUUUCCCAGGGAGCAGUGUCUCCACAGGCUCUGACAUGGUGCUGUGAUCAUCACCCCAUGCUGGGACAGAGUUAUUCAGGCUCAUCUCCAGCCUCGUAUCUAUGGAGGUCUAUUAGCAGGAUCCAGGGGAGACACGUUAGGGGUGCACAUGGGUGCACCCGCUGAGCAUGGCAGUGCACCCCCUACAAAAAGGCACCCCGCACACUGUCGGCAGCACCUGCGGGCAGUCGCCACUUGCCACCCUGCUGCCAGCACCGCCGGCAGCAUCUGCGGGCGGUCCACAAUCCCUGCUGGACGCUGCCAGCGGCGGCUGCAGGUGGUCGCUGACCCUUGGUCAGUGCUUGCCACCCCUGCCACCAACAGUGCCGGUGGUGGCUGCAGGAGCUCCCACGUGUACCACCACCAUGUUCCUGCCGCCACUCUCCCACCACCGCCGUGCCCCCACAGCCGCCAGGGGCACGAGUCUUUCAUGGAAGGAUCUGUGGGAUUUUGAAUCUUCCUUCCACACACUGAAGCCUCCAUCUGCCUUAGUCCCAGGCCAGUACAGGAGACGAGCAGGGUUUCCCCGUGCCAGCAGCACCAAGGCUCACCUGUGCCUUCUCUUCCCCACCGCACAGGUGCUGGGGGCCUGCGCAGAGCUGAGCAGAAGCCUGGAGAAGAGCCUGUAACCCUGGAGCUGCACAGGACUUCCCCAGGGAGGCUGGAGGAGAGGGGCUCCCUGACACCUGAGCAAGGCCAAGUGCAAAGGGGGCACAGCAGGCCUCCAAAGCCAGGGGAGAGCUUGUAGUAAAUAUUUUGGGGAGCAGAGACUGGAAGAGUGACAAGAUGGCAUUAGCAGGAGCUCUCUCCCAAGGGCAGGUAGCCAAGGGUGCUGGCACAGGAAGGCCUGAUCAACAUGCAUGUAGCUGGGGCUCCCUACCUCUAAAAGUGCUGCCCAGGCUGCCUCAAGGGGCCAAGCAAAUGGAACAUGAUGACCCGGGCUAAGGCCAACAAAUGAACUCCUAUGUCCACUGCAUCUACAUUGCAUGUCAGCUGAAGAAUGGGGCAUUUUGCACCCCGAUCUGUCAUGCUUAAGCUUGCAGUUAGUUGCAGUGCUGAGUAAUUGCAGACAGGGCUGUGGGGGCUGGAAGCAGCUGAAACAGGAGAGCGUGAUGGUGCAACGCUUGUGACUGCAGCUCUGGGAGCUGUUUGAGGACGUGGCUGUGUACUUCACACGGAAGGAGUGGGAGCUGCUGGAAGACAAAGACGAGAUGCUUUACCAGGACCAGAUGCUGAAGAAUUACCAAGCCCUCCUUUCCCUGGGUAAAGCGCUGGUUCUUGCUUCUCCCUGGAGCUACGUGGACUCAGAUGUUUUGUAGUCAUGUCCCUGUGUUUCAACAGUCUCAUCCUUGUGAAUCUUUGGCUGGUGGUUUAAAUCAGCUUCCUCCCCGCUGAUCUGUCAGUGAUCAGACCUCUCUUCAUUUCAUAUUGAUAGAUCCUCCUUCAUUUGAUCCACUUGCCUUCACUUGAUUCUCCCCCAUUUCUGAAGUCCUGGUGUUUCCGUAGUCAGCAGUUUCUGGGCAGCAUGAUCUCCCUUCGCCUUCUCAGCACAUGUAUUUACUAACAGAUCUUCUUUGGGAAAUAAUUCUGAUUUCCUCCCUCUCUUGCCUAGCAUGUCGUGUCCAAACACAUUUUCAAAUUAUAGCGUGUUGAGUUCUGUGAUAGCUAAAUGCCCUUUCUCCUCCUUUGGUUAUGACCCAGCAGAAGUUAACAGAAGUCUUAUCAGCUUCUGCUGCUACAACACAUGUAUGAUGCAUUUCCUCAUCAUCUUCUCUAGUGACAUGUACACAUGGACCCCAGGUACUUCUACCAAGGCCUCACUGGAAGCUUCUGUCCACACUUCCUCCUAACAUCUUCAUCUUCGCAGACCAGAGACUCUGGCUUUGCUAUAUUUAUGUUAAGACCAGUACUUUCAAGCUCACUCUGCCAUUCUCAAAACUUUUCCCGUCCUCUUCGUAAAGCCCCUCUACAGAUCUGAUGCCUAUCACUGUGAUAAAAAGACGUGAGCUCAAUGCAGGGCCUAGUGAAAACCAGUUUUCCUUUCCAGAGGAUCUCUAAUACAGGGGCUUCUUCUGGUUUGUGCACAGGGUUGAAAUACUUACCUUUUACUAGGUCACUUUGCUUUUCUGGUGCUUUUUUUGCCCUCAUUUUUCCAAAAGGAUUUCCUUAGGGUAGUGGUUCUCAACCUUUUUUGUACCAGGACCCACUUGUAAACUUCAGUGGCCAGUCCCAACCCAGUAAAUCGUUUAAUUAGAAAACACCUAGGGCACAUAGACAUUUGUGGGGAGCCUGCUUUGAUGCACUGGAAAUCUAGCAAGUCACGUGCGUCAGCAAUGCAGCGUGUCUCCGUGCUGAGAAAGUGGCAGCUGUGCACUUUGGAAUAGAAGACAAGGUUCUUUGGGUGAAUCUGAUAUCUUUUAUUAGACCAACUUAAGUAGUUGGAAAACAAUUUUUAAGCAAGCUUUCGUGUUCAAACCAAAGAACCGUGUCUGCCUAUGUCCUUAGACCGAUACAGCUACUACCUACACCCCUUUGACAUAGAACACAUUCAUAGAUUUCAUAGAGCUGCGCUUCUCUGCAAAGUACCCUGCCACCAGUUUCUCAGCAUGGGGAUGCACUGCACUGCUGAUGCACAUAAUUCAUAGAUUGUCAGGGGCUGGAAGGGACCUUGUAGAUCAUCGGGUCCCGUCCCCCUGCACUAGGCAGGAAAAGACAGCCGGGGUCAAGUGACCCCAGCAAGGUGACUCCAGUCUCCUUUUGAAGAUUUCCAGGGUGGGUGACUGCACCACCACUGCAGGGAGUUUAUUCCAGUCUGCACACCCUGACUGUAAAGGAGUUUUUCCUGGAAUUGAGCCUGAAGCGGCUUUCCAGGAGUUUAUAUCCAUUGGUCCUGGUCUUCCCCAGGGGUGCCCUGGUGAACAGGUGUUCGCCGAGUUCUUGAUGUAGCGGUAAGCCACUACCAAGUCCCAUCUCAGCCUUCUCUUUUGUAGGCUAGAGAGGCCCAAGUCCUUCAGCCUCUCCUCAUAUGGCUUGUCUUGCAAGUCACAGAUUAUAUGUGUGGCCCUCCUCUGGACCCUCUCAAGUUUUUCCACGUCCUUGUUGACGUGCGGCACCCAGAACUGGACACAGUACUCGAGCCUCGAUCUCACCCGUGCAGAGUACGGUGGGAGGAUCACUUCCUCAGUUUUGCAUGAGAUGCAGCAGUUGAUGCAUGCCAGCGUGUUGUUUGCCCUGCUGACCACAGCAUCGCGCUGCCGGCUCACGUUCACACGAUGGUCAAUCACUUCCCCUCGGUCCCUUUCAGCCACGGUGCAAGUCAAAUUGUUGCCUCCGAGCCUGUAGGCAUGUUGGGGAUUGUUUGUCCCCAGAUGGAGCACCUUACGCUUCUGAGUGUUGAACUUCAUCUGGUUCUGGCCCUCCCAACUCUCCACCUGGCCAGGUCUACCUGUAUCUGCAACCUGUCUUCUGGCAUGACCGCGCUCCCCCAUAACUUGGUGUCAUCUGCGAACUUGGCCAGUGAGCUUUUCACCCCCACAUCAAAAUCAUUGCUAAAGAUGUUGAAAAGCAUCAGUCCAAGCACGGACCCCUGAGGGACGCCCACCCACUGAACUGUUGAGCAAUUAAGCUCACAAUCUUCCAAUUUUUUCCACAAGGAUAUUGUAGGAUACUAGAUCAAAAGCCUUUUGGAAGUCUGCGUAUAUAAUGUCGACCUUCUCUCUCGUGUCCAGGUGGCAAGAGACCUGUUCGUAGAAGGAGAUGAGAUUAGUAAGACAAGACCUGCCUGAGACGAAGCCAUGCUGGCUGUUGUUCAGAAGCUUACCCUCAACGAGCAUAUUGCAUAUAGAUUCUUUAAUGAGUUUUCUGAGGAUCAGCAGGCGCUUUUAAUUAGCACGGCUCCCUAAUUAAAAGUACCCAGCACUGUGUCAGGAGCACAUGUAAAAAUUUCCACAAGUAUUUUGCUCCCAAAAUACUUGAUAUACAGUACAAGUUAAAGCAACUCAACAGUUUUAAUUUUCAAGACAGAAAUCAACAACAAGAGGAAAACAUUAAAUUACUCCCCAAGUGACAUUCAUCUUAGAUUUCAUAGACGUUAGGCCUGGAAGGGACCUCGGAAGAUCAUCGAGUCCAGCCCCCUGCCCCAGGGCCAGGAAGUCAGCUGGGGUCAUAGGAUCCCAGCAAGAUAAACAUCCAGUUUCAUCUUGAAGGUGUUCAAUGAAGGCGCUUGAACCACCUCCGGCGGCAGGCUGUUCCAGACCUUGGGGGCUCGGACAGUAAAGAAGUUCUUCCUUAUGUCCAGCCUGAAAUGGUCUUGCAGUAGUUUAUAACUGUUAGACCUCGUCAUCCCUUGGGGCGCUCUGGUGAAUAAACGUCCCCCAAAUCCUGGUGGUCACCCCUGAUAAACUUGUAGGUGGCCAUCAGAUCACCCCUGAGCCUGCGCUUUUCCAGGCUAAAGAGCCCCAGGGCUCUCAGCCUGUCGUCGUAGGGUCUGCUUCCCUGAGCUCUGAUCAUGCGCGUGGCUCUUCUCUGGACUCUCUCAAGCUUCUCCACAUCCUUUUUGAAUUGUGGAGCCCAAAACUGGACGCAGUACUCCAGCUGCGGCCUCACUAAGGCUGAGUACAGGGGGAGAAUGACGUCCCAGGAUUUGCUUGAGAAGCAUCUAUGGAUGCAAGCCAGCGUUUUGGUCGCUUUACUAGCCGCAGCAUCGCAUUGCAGGCUCAUGUUCAUCUUGUGGUCAAUCCUGACCCCCAAGUCCCUUUCAUCUGUAGGGCUAACUAGUGUAGCACUGCCGAGCCUAUAAGGAUGCUGCGGGUUUUUCCUCCCAAGGUGGAGAACUUUGCAUUUUUCGGUGUCAAACACCAUCAGGUUCUCGUCUGCCCAUUUCAUGAGCCUGUCCAGGUCACCCUGGAUCGCCCUCCUGUCCUCGGGUGUGGAUGCUUUACCCCAGAGUUUGGUGUCGUCGGUGAACUUGGCCAGUCUGCUUCUGACACCAAUGUCCACAUCAUUAAUGAAGAUGUUGAACAAUACAGGCCCAAGGACAAAUCCUUGCGGGGGGGACCCCACUGGUCACAGCGCACCAUGACGAUUGACUUCCAUCAACCACCACCCGCUGGGUCCAACCACAACACCAAUUCCUCAGCCAGCGGAUCGUGGCGGACCUGAGGCCACAGUUGGCCAGUUUUGCCAAGAGGUGAUCAUGGGAUACCAAACUGAAGGCUUUUUUGAAGUCAAGAUACAUGACAUCAAUCUCUUCUCCCUUGUCCAGGUGAUAGGUCACCUGGUCAUAAAAGGAAAUAAGAUUGGUCAAGCAAGACCUACCUGCAAUUUGCACGAUCCAAGUUGCCAGUGCCCCUCACUCCUCACUUGCAGCCCCCAGGCCCUGUCGGUGCCCUGGAAGGCUGCCAGCCUGCAAGGGGAAACCCAUGCUUUUGCGUUUUCUUCUGUGACUGUUUUCUCCUCUCAUAUUUUCUUGUGACCCACUUUUGAGUCAUGACCAGGGAUUCAGGUUUUCCAUUUCCUACGGAAAAACAGAGAAAACCACGGAUUUCCUGUUUUUAUCAGAGAAAAUAUGGAUUUUACCUUUUAGCAGAGAAACCCGCACGUUUCCCGAAUUUGCAAAGAGCUCUGCAGGCUGAUUGCAAAAGGGGCGGGAUCCCCCAACCUGCCCAGAGGGGGAGGGGGAAGGGGAGAGGGAAGGGGGGGCCCGAGGCUCGCGCUCACCCAAGGCUUGGAUCAGGCUCGCUGUUCGUUCCUGGAGCCUGCAAGGUAAGUGGGGUACAGGGGUUGCAGGGCAGGGCUGUCAGGGAAGCUGGCUGGGGGGCGGAAGCAGGGGCGAGGGCAGCAGUGCCCCUCUGUGGGCUGCACACGUGCCACCUGGCCAGACAGGAGGGGGGUUCACGCUGCGGCUGCCGCUGCCCCAUGCUGCUUCGCCUCAGCCAAGAAGGACAUGGUGGAUAAGCUCAAGAGGGCACAAAGAAGGGCCGCCCGCAUGGUCAAGGGCAUGGAGGAUAGGCCCUACGGGGAGAGACUCGGGGAACUGAGCCAGUUCAGUCUGAGUAAGAGAAGGCUGAGGUGUGACGUGAUAGCUGUCUGCAAGUACAUCGGGGUGAACACCCAGAUUUAGGUGAGCAACUCUUCGGGAAGGCACCUCCAAGGAGGAUGAGGGCCAAUGGACAUAAGCUUAUAGAAGGUGAAUCCAGGCUAGAUGCAAGGAAGAACUUCUCUGUAAGGGUCGCCGGAAUCGAACACGCUCCCAGCAGAGGUAGUGCGGUUACCAGCCGUGGAGGAGGCUGGACAGGCACCUUGUUGAGCUGGUCUGAGCCCGAUAACUUCCUGCCCUUGGCAGGGGACCGGACUUGAUGAUCUUAUGGGUCCCUUCCGGUUCUACAAUGCUGUUACUUUUGUGGCAUUGGUAUGCUCUGGGUGCGUGAGCAUGUAGCACUGAUUGUGUGACACGUGUGUUCUAGCGAAGGCAGAGCAAAGCCGUGGGCGCUUAGAGCUGGGAGCUAAUGCUCUCCUCACUCUGACUGAAGGGAGAUGCAAAGAGAAGGCAAACUCCCCACGGAAGUUGUUCUGCUCUUGGGCUUUCUCUCCUUUUCACUCUGUGCUCAUCUCCCUCCUCUUGCCCUGGGGCCGGGAAGGACUCCUGCAAGACAGUACAGGAAAAGGAAAAGGAAAAUCCAUCAUCAUAUGUCCAGACUGUGGCAUGCAGACACCAUACUGGCAGGGGUCUCUGCUAUGUCCAUCCAGCCCCUUGGGCACCCACACUCCCAGAUGCUUUUAAUCUCUGCAGGACCCCCCCCCCCCCAAUCCCAAGAAAGGAGGAGUCAUAGGGAAAGCAGGAGCUCAGAAAGGGAUUGGGGGUCCUUUUGGAAGCAAAGAAACAAACACACAAAAGGUAGCCCAGUCACUUCCCCAUGAUUACAUUUUUCCUCUUUUCCAAUGUGAUUCUUGAUCAGCUUUGAAAAGCACCUAAAACCUUGGGCUUUUUUCUCCUUGGAGUGAAGUAGAACAGAGGGAAGGCUCACUUUUACCUUUUCUUUUCUUCAGGACCUGGACAGAGAGCUUAUCUGCUCACACAUUGGUGGUUCAAUGGUAGCCUUCUUGCCUCCUAUGCAGGAGACCUGGGUUCAAUUCCCCGUCAAUAUAGAUGUCUUAGGUGAAUUACUUGCUUAUCUUAAAAACCUACAAUAAUCCUUGACAUAGAUGCCCACUUGUAACUUUCCCUCAUUUCUUGACUGAAAAAAAAAUAAAACAUCUUCUGUUUUAUGAUGCAUAUGCAGAUGUAUACACAACUAGCAGUUUUAAUAUUGUGUGGCACCUUAAAAAUAUAUCAUGGCACCCCAGAGUGCCCCAUCA
Molecule: messenger RNA, 10848 nt
Organism: Alligator mississippiensis (American alligator)
Lineage: Eukaryota; Metazoa; Chordata; Crocodylia; Alligatoridae
Product: SCAN domain-containing protein 1
Exons: 2
Coding region: 46-987 (313 amino acids)
Source: RefSeq, a predicted model, not a curated record